UGACAAUUCUAAUAUGGCGGCUGAGUUGUUGUAAACAGAAUGUAUCGCUGAGUGGCGUUUUUCCUCGCUAAGACGUACUUUAGACUGCACAACAUGACAGAAAGUGCUGGCUACGAGUCAUCUGCGAGUAACCAGUCAAUACCAUCGGCUACAAGCAUAGAUAGGGGGACAUUUUACGCUGUUUACCUCUACUCCAACAACAGGUGUUUGGAAGUCCUAAAAUCGCAAGUCGGUGAAGAUGGUGGUACAUGCGAUGUCACAUCGCGAGCAGACGAUCCUGCGAAGAAGUGUUUGUCACUGCUUGCGACCGAUCUAGGUGCUGCAUCAGAGACAGAUUUACGGUGCUACCUUCUCAAGAAAGUUGCCCGAGAUCUUCAAGACAGCCGAGGCAACAUUGACAUUGUAGAACUGAGUAUGGGCGACAAAGUCUCGACACCAAUGGCAUGUUUGCACCAAGCAUUCUGGAAAGAUACAACAUUGGAAAAUAAAGAUCACCAUGCCUACGUGCUGUGCUUUGUUGCUGCAGAUGAUGGGACGCUGGAUCUAUUUUACUCUGAUGUAGAGGCCUUUGGCCGAGCUUUGGUGCCUUCAUUAACAAAUGCAGAAUCAGAUUUCCAGCAAGCACUCAGAGAGAACAUGGAAAACUGGUACCACAUUUGUGUUUCUUACAUCAGCCGUUGCUUGAAAGGCCUUGGGGAGAAUGUCGCUACGCUGUUACAUUGUGCACUGAGUGAUGGUAUUGUUGAUAUCAACAUUGCAAAUCCAGAAGAAAGAGGUGAUUUUCAAAGAUUUGUUGACGUCUGCAAGCUCGACGUGUUGGACUCUAGUAACUCAACGAGCUCGGAAAAGGCAAAAUGUACGGAUGGUUUGGAAAGGCCAAACCUUGAAAUCCGCACGGGGAGUGAUGGCAUCGAACUAAGUCACACUGAAACAUCACCUUUCUGUCAGAGGUGGGCCAAAGCAAUAUUCAAGGAGGACCUCGACAAUGCUUUGCUUCAGCGUAGGAUUAUAGAAGGUUUUAAAAUAAAGACUAUUCAAGAUAUGAACCUCAUCAAACGUCUGGUGAAGCAAGCCGAGAAUGACCACUAUGCGCUCUACAAUGCUUUCAGGUUCCUAAAGGAAUGCGGUUACUCUGACACCCUGCUAAGGCGUGCUACGAGAGAAGGUUCCGUCACAGCAACUACCGAAGGGAGAGACGUCGUAACCCUUCUAUCGGAACACCUUGUUGAUGCUAGGAAGAGUAUCACAUCCUGUUGAGAUGUCAAGCACGGUAGCAGCUGUAAAAAGAUACAAAAUGUGUUGCAUCUGACAAGAUACCGUAGAACGAUUUAGUGGUCCACGGUUAUGCAAAACAUUAGAUACCAUAAAUAAUGUUUAUGGUUUUACUCUUUCUUGUUUAAGAAGUUGCACUUUCGCUUUCGCUUUGACACUGCUAUCAGAUUGUUCCUGUGAUGCUGAAUAUGAUGGCACAGUUUGGCACUUCAUAGGUUCUAGGUUAGUUUUAUUUAGAUUUUUGUACAAUGCUUUUCAUGUACGUAACUGCUGUCGUCGCACACUUCUGAUUUCUACUGCUUUGUAAACAAGCAUUACGCACAUUCUAUUGUAAAAUUCAGAGGACCAAACUAGAUGAAGUAAAAGUUCACUAUUUUGA
Messenger RNA from Ornithodoros turicata, 1651 nucleotides. RefSeq names its product protein Njmu-R1-like. Lineage: Eukaryota; Metazoa; Arthropoda; Arachnida; Ixodida; Argasidae. Gene Ontology annotation, cellular component: trans-Golgi network. The record is from RefSeq and is a predicted model, not a curated record. The transcript is spliced from 11 exons. The coding region runs from base 94 to 1257 and encodes 387 amino acids.